Molecule: messenger RNA, 4935 nt
Organism: Calidris pugnax (ruff)
Lineage: Eukaryota; Metazoa; Chordata; Aves; Charadriiformes; Scolopacidae
Gene: USP12
Product: ubiquitin specific peptidase 12
Exons: 9
Coding region: 140-1249 (369 amino acids)
Biological process (GO): protein deubiquitination
Cellular component (GO): cytosol; nucleus
Molecular function (GO): cysteine-type endopeptidase activity; cysteine-type deubiquitinase activity
Source: RefSeq, a predicted model, not a curated record
GCGGGCGCUGGCGGGGGCGCCGAGUGCCGCCCCCCUGGCCUGCCGUCCUCUCCCUUCCCUUCCCCUCCUACUCCCGCCCGGCCCUGCCCGGCUCCCCUCGGCUCGGCGCUGUGAUUGGGCGGAAGAUGGCGCUGGGCGGAUGGAAAUCCUAAUGACAGUCUCCAAAAUCGCCUCCAUCUGUACCAUGGGCGCCAAUGCCUCAGCUUUGGAGAAAGAGAUUGGUCCGGAACAAUUUCCAGUCAAUGAGCACUAUUUUGGUUUGGUUAAUUUUGGGAAUACAUGCUACUGCAAUUCAGUUCUUCAGGCACUUUAUUUUUGUCGACCAUUUCGAGACAAAGUCUUAGCAUACAAGAGUCAACCAAGAAAAAAGGAGAAUCUCCUUACAUGCUUAGCUGAUCUCUUCCACAGUAUAGCCACCCAGAAGAAAAAAGUUGGAGUAAUACCUCCCAAGAAAUUUAUAACAAGAUUACGAAAAGAAAAUGAGCUUUUUGAUAACUACAUGCAGCAGGAUGCACAUGAGUUCUUAAACUAUCUAUUAAAUACAAUUGCGGAUAUCUUGCAAGAGGAAAGAAAACAAGAGAAACAAAAUGGUCGCCUACCUAAUGGCAACAUUGACAAUGAGAAUAAUAGCCCGCCAGACCCAACCUGGGUUCAUGAAAUCUUUCAGGGAACGUUAACUAAUGAAACCAGAUGUCUUACAUGUGAAACUAUAAGCAGCAAAGAUGAAGACUUUUUAGACCUUUCAGUUGAUGUGGAGCAGAAUACUUCAAUCACUCAUUGUUUAAGGGGUUUCAGCAAUACAGAAACUCUGUGCAGUGAAUACAAAUAUUACUGUGAAGAAUGUCGCAGUAAGCAAGAAGCACAUAAAAGGAUGAAAGUAAAAAAGCUGCCUAUGAUUCUAGCUCUCCAUUUGAAGAGAUUUAAGUACAUGGAUCAGCUGCAUCGAUACACAAAACUCUCUUAUAGAGUAGUUUUUCCUUUAGAGCUUCGUUUAUUUAACACCUCAGGAGAUGCCACCAAUCCUGACAGAAUGUAUGACCUUGUUGCUGUGGUAGUUCAUUGUGGAAGUGGCCCUAACAGAGGACAUUAUAUUGCAAUAGUGAAGAGUCAUGAUUUUUGGUUGCUUUUUGAUGAUGAUAUUGUUGAGAAAAUUGAUGCACAAGCUAUUGAAGAAUUCUACGGGUUGACAUCAGACAUCUCAAAGAACUCUGAGUCUGGUUACAUCCUCUUCUAUCAGUCUCGGGACUGAGGGGGAACUAGUGAAGAGAUGCCUCACAUCUUCUCUAUCUUGGAGUGGAGCAAGCACUGAAAAAAAGGAAAGCAGGGAGCUCCAGGGGCAGUAGCACAGUUUGCACAUGACUAAGCAAAGAGUUUGGGAUUCUUAAAACCUUUGUAUCAUUUUCAUUUUAUUUGCUCAGGUAUCGUGCUGACUACACAUCUCCACUGCAUCCCAUAAGCAAAAAGAGAGAUACCAGCCACUCUUGCAGGAGCUUUCCGUUAGGUAAUACUAUCUCUGUGAUCCUAAUUCAAAGCCCUUUAAGGUCACUGGAGAACCUUUCAUGGACUUCAGUGGAAUUUGAAUCAGGUUCUAACUGCACUGCCAGAUUGGUGCAAUAGGAGCAUUAGAAAUCUGUAUUUUAUACAGACUUCGUGUAUGAAAGAUAAAGGACUCUUUGUGAACUUCCCUGUGCUUAAGUUUAAAAGAAUGAGGUUGGGAGGAUUAAUGUGUAAGGAAGAAGAUAUAUCUGGGCCCAACAAUUGCCUUCUUGAUGGUAGUAGUUUAACUGAAGAUAUAAACUGGUGUCAGGGAGGCAAGUGUGUUUUGCUUCUCUGAAGAAGCUUACGUUAUUUAUAAUGUGUGAUCGGGAACAAUCAGUCAAGAUUAUGGCUUUUAAUCUCCGUAUGGGGAAAGAUUUGGUUUGUAAUAGUUUAUUUUUAUUUAUAAAUUAUUGUAACUUAGGAUCUUGUGUAUUGUCCUUUAUUCUAACAAGUAUUGGAAAUUUUAUAUAUUAAUUUGAAUUUAAACUAAUUAUGUUUAAAUGUUAGCGAAGAGCCAAUAUAAAUUCUAAAAACAAUGCCUACAAUAUCUGUGAAAAAUUAAUAACACAGAAGAGAGAUUUCCUUCUGGAGGAACUGGUAUCUACAUGAGGUAUUUUAUUAAAUAAAAUUAGAAUAUCCUCCUUCCAUUAAUGGGUGGGGGGAAAAAAAAGUGAUGAAGCUAUUACAUACAAGACUUUAAGAACGCAUAUGGUUAGAAAAUGAUGGUGCAGUGGUGGUAUACUGGUCUUUAUAAUUCUUUAAUAAUUUGUUAAUGGUUCAAACUCUAAGCAAAUUAGAAUGAUUUGGAUCAGAGUAAACAAUUUUAAGAAUAUUAUUCUGUCUCCUAAAAAUAGAUCCACUUCUGUUCCCAGUGGCAUGGGUGACUAUCUCAAUAACCUCUCAAGGUCUCAAGUAUGAAUUACAUCUGAAUAAUUAGGAGAAAUAGGCUUGGAAUUUCAUGAGACUGAAGAUACCACAUUCCUUUAAAAGUAAUAAUAUUUAAGUCCUGUAGAGUGAAUAUUUCUAAAACUAAGCAGUUUACCUUGCUUUAGGUUUAUGAAACAAUAGCAUUAAGAAUUAAAUCUUGACAAAACACCUGAUCUGUAAGAAAGGUGAACUAUUGUGAUUUGACAUUCUUCCGCUUACCAGUACGUUGUCUGACAGUAGCUGAAUGUAAUUUCUGGAAGGUCAUGGGAUGUGCAUUCCAGAUUAUGGCAAUCAGGUCUUGGAUGUCCUUGUCACUCUCUCUUCAGCUGGUGAUUUUUACAUUAUUGUAAUUUUCUAAGGUUAUUGUGUUGAUACUGUUGCAACUUUUAAAAAGAAUGUCUCCUGUCUGCUGCUAUAUCUGACUAUUUACUUACCUGUAUCUUUUAGCUCAGGAAAUGACUUCACCUAUUCACUCAGUUGAACAAAUCUUUAACAGGGUCACUAAAUAAAUUGGGCUAUUUAGCAACUGUCAUGCUGUAACAAAUUGCUUUUGUAAAAUGCAAACUUUCUAAGGCCUUGGUUUGGCUAGAAUUCUUUUAUAUAAAAGUUAUGUAUUACGAUUAAACUACCAGCAUUGUAAAGUAAAGCUUAAUAUUUAAAUAUUGUGGGAGAUGAAGAAAACAUGAUUGGAUUUUUCUUAAAGGAUUCAAAUAAUUUUAAAACCUUUUUUCAGCUUUCAGUGGGAAAAAGGUUAAGGGGUGAAUCAGUUGGAUAGUGGUGCAUGUAAGAAGGAUGAAGUCCUUUGCAUACUAAAGGUACAGUGUUGUAAAAGAACUGUCACAUUAUUUUUUGCUAAUUGAAAAUGUUUGGGUUCCUUUUUAUUGUUUUUGUUUCUUUUCUUUUUUUGUGUAGUUAAAAGCUGAGGGUAGUUGUUGAAUAUUUUAUACCCUAACAAAAUUUAAAACAUUUUUGUUGUUUCACUGGUUUUACUCCUGCAAUGUAUUUUUAUAAGAUACUGACUUUUAUUUUGUAUAGGGUUUUUGAGAUAGUAUUCCAAAUUAUAUAUUUCGUUUUUCUUUUAGUGCAGCUGGAAUAAUUGUAAGUUCUUAAUUAAAGUGAUAUCAGAAACUGCAACAUAAAAAAAAGAAAAGAGGCAGGGAAGUACAAAAUAUAAUGGAUUGGUAUGUAAAAGAACUGUCAUUAUAGGUCAAACAUUAUAGGAUUUCUUUCUUGGCUAUAAUACAGUGGGGAGUGUGGGAAAGUCGUCAGUUGUUUUAAAUGUUGGAAAUUAUUUGCUGUGUAACUAUGUAAAUGUUAAUUGGGACUACAGUCCCCUAUUUUGUAUAUUGGAGCAAAAAAUUCUAUUAAAUAAAGUAUGUUCUCUAAAGGUAAGUACUGUAUCCUUUGUGGAGCCCGAAUGGUCAGUCAGCUGCCUUUUGUGCUUUUCAGUGUUUUCAAACCUAAAAAAUAUCUGGAAUUUCCUGUAUUAAGCUAAGUGCUCUGAGCCAUGGAGGGAGAGGUGUGUUUAAUUACACUGCAUUAUAUAUCUUUCUAGAUGUGUUGCUAUGAAAAUAGUUUGGUGGCAGCCAUUGUUUUGGUGGUGUACUUCUCUGGAAUUAAUUUUAUGUAAGUUAUUGGUAUCUGAGGUAGAGGAGAAGGGAGGGGUUUGAAAUACUGUUCUUUCUUGACUUCCAUUUCCUCAAAAAAAUCUGUACCUUGCUAUAAAAUAUGAGUCUGAGUUACAUAGGGAAUUUCUUGUAUCGCCACCUUGUGGGAGGGAGAACAGAAGGAAAGAAAAAUAGGAGUGUUUACAGCAUUAGCAUAAGAGACUGACCAAAGAACUAGUGUCCAGUAUCAGAAGAAAAAGAUGCAGCUGGUUACAAUAUCGGUGUAUGAUUCAGUAUCAAGUCAUUCUUCACUUGGAGUAUACGCUACUGUUUGUAAUGGAUGGAUGUACUUAUGGUUUUACAAACUGUUCAUACGCUGCCACGUUUGUAGUUGUGAUGCCCACAUCCAUAGCCUUUAACUUCAUUAAAAUAGUGACUUUUAGGCAUUCAGGUACAUGUAUGAAUAUUUAAAUUGAACUAUGUUUUCUGAAGUUUGUCAUAAACCAGAUUGCAUAUCUUUGAGUGACAUUUAGAUGCUAGCACAUUUGAUGCCACUUCAGAUUUUCUGCCAUACCCUUCAACGUCUUCAUAGGACUAGCAGGAAUAACACAAGAUGCACAGAAGAUCUGUGUCCUUCUAAAGCAGCAGCUUGAAGCCAGACAGGACAUCCUGGCUUGUUCCCGGUGUCUGUCUCAGUGUUUCCACAAGCACUAUUGCAUAUGCAUUAUUUCAAUCAUAUACGGGUGAAAGUCUGUGUUGCUUGUUUACUUUUUUGUGGUGAUGUUUGUAAAACUUAAAACCUGAAGUAUUUGAGGCCUCUAGUUACUUUCAUAAUUCCCUUAUUAAAAUUAAAGAAACAUUA